Cygnus atratus (black swan) is the source of this 2320-nucleotide messenger RNA. RefSeq names its product tubulin tyrosine ligase like 13 (gene TTLL13). The record is from RefSeq and is a predicted model, not a curated record. Gene Ontology annotation, cellular component: cilium. Gene Ontology annotation, molecular function: tubulin binding; tubulin-glutamic acid ligase activity. Bases 27 to 2153 code for a protein of 708 amino acids. Lineage: Eukaryota; Metazoa; Chordata; Aves; Anseriformes; Anatidae. The transcript is spliced from 14 exons. Gene Ontology annotation, biological process: microtubule cytoskeleton organization; protein polyglutamylation.
GACGGCGGCGGCCCCGGAGCGGCGCCAUGGAGGCGGGCGGCGGGGGGGGGGCCUCGGCCCCGGCCUCUGCCUCGGCACCGGGCGGGCCCCCUGCCCCCGGCGGGUCCCCUGCCGCCGGGAACGGGGCCGCCGGGACCCCCGCCUCCGGCCUGGCGCCGCGGGGGAAGCGGAAGAAGCGCAGCGUCCCGUCCAUCAACCUGACCAGCUGCAAGUACGAGAGCGUGCGACGUGCUGCACAGUGCUGCGGGCUGAAAGAAGUGGGAGAAAACGAGGAGUGGACGGUGUACUGGACUGACUACUCGGUCUCUCUGGAGCGUGUCAUGGAAAUGAAACGGUUUCAGAAAAUCAACCAUUUUCCUGGCAUGAUAGAGAUCUGCCGUAAGAACUUGUUGGCUCGCAACCUUAACCGCAUGCUCAGACUCUUCCCCAAGGAGUACAAUAUUUUUCCCCGUACUUGGUGCCUGCCAGCUGACUAUGGAGAUUUCCAGGCCUACAGGCGCAGGAGGAAAAACAGAACAUUCAUCUGCAAGCCAGACAGCGGCUGCCAAGGGAGAGGCAUCUUCAUAACACGUAAUCCAGAGGAGAUCAAACACGGAGAGCAUAUGAUCUGUCAGCAGUAUAUCUCUAAGGGUGAUAUCUGCAUGCAUUUGACCAAUUAUGCUAUCAACAAGCGUAAUGCAAACUUCAUCCAGGAUGACACGAUGGGCAGUAAGAGGAAACUCUCUACCCUGAAUGCUUGGAUGAUGGAUAACAGCUACAACACAACAAAACUCUGGGAAGAUAUUGAAGAUAUUAUUAUAAAGACUCUUAUUUCAGCUCACCCUGUGGUGAAACACAAUUACCAAAGCUGCUUUCCUAACCACGCUACUGGCUGCGCCUGCUUUGAGAUACUGGGUUUUGAUAUUUUGCUAGACAGAAAGCUGAAACCUUGGCUGCUGGAGGUGAACCACUCUCCCAGCUUCACCACGGACUCUCGCCUGGACCGUGAGGUGAAGGAUGCUCUUCUCUGUGACACCAUCAACUUAAUAAACGUGCAUGCCUGUAACAAAAGGAAAGUGCUGGAAGAAGACAAACAGCGGGCAAAGGAACGACUCCUCCAGAGCCAUCAGGCUCCCCGUGUAUCCAGACGCGAGGAGUUAGAGAGCAACCAGGCAGCCUGGCUGUCCCAGGCAGAGGAGUAUGAGAACUCGCACCUGGGCAGCUACCGGCGCAUUUAUCCAGCGUGUGGAACAGACAAGUACGAGCCAUUUUUCAAGCAGAGCAGCUCUCUCUUCCAGGAAACGGUAUCAUCCAAAGCACGAGAGGAGUGUGCCAGGCAGCAACUGGAGGAAAUUCGCAUGAAAAAAGACAAGUUAGAAGCUGUUACCAGGAAGAAGAAAAAAGAGAGGAAAGAAGAGCUGCAGGGAGAGUCAGCCAUGGACAAACCCCAGAUCCCUAGCAAAACCACAGCUUCUAUAACCCACCUCACCUCCAGAAACACCAAGAUGCAGGAUAAAAAGAUACAGCAAGUGCAGUAUGACUCCAUGCGACCCCAGGAUAUUGUGGAGAAUGAAGAGAAGAAAAGAGUGAAUGCUCUUCUGAAGCGUAAGAACCUAAUCCGAGGCCUGGGCAUCAUAGAUCAGCUCUCCCGGCUGCUCCCCACAACUGAUAGAUCAACUGACACCCAGAGAUCCUCUCCUGUUACAUCCAAGAUCCAGCCGCAGUUUCUCUGGGAUGCACUCCAGGGACAGAAGGCCCGCAGCCUGAUGACGCUCAUCCCCCUCUCGCUCCUGGGAGGUGCCGUCCGGCCUUUGGGGCACUCGUUCACGCACGAGCCCAGCACCAGGGCCCAGCCGCCAGCCGGCCAGGGCUCUGCCCCUGCCGCCGUGGGCACGCUCUCAGUUCGAGGCCAGAGCAUCCCUUGCAGUGAGCAGUGCAAGGCGCAGCACAGCUUCCAGCCAGGGGACAGGGGCUGCCUGCAGAGCCAGGCUGCACAGACGGCAGGGGUCACCCAGCCCUGCACCAAAACCAGGGGACUGCCGCUGAGCGCCCAGCAGCUCCCUGGAGCCAGAAACGAGGCUGAAGGAUGGCGCGGAGGCGGCGGGCGGCGGCGCGGCUGCAGCGGCUGCGGCGGGAGCUGGGCGAGGGGCGCGGCGCCCCCGAGCGCACGCUGAGCUGGCAGGCCAUGGAGCAGAUGCGGUUCCUGCGGCGGGAGCUGCCCGAGGAGUGGCCGCCGGAGCGCCUGGCCGAGGGCUUCGGCGUCAGCCCCGACGUGGUGCGCCGGGUGCUGCGGGGCCGGGGCCGCCCCCCGCCGCGCCGCCGCCUGCGCCAGGACGCCCGG